Lolium perenne is the source of this 1869-nucleotide messenger RNA. Its product is annotated as putative FBD-associated F-box protein At5g56440. NCBI's taxonomy places the organism in Eukaryota, Viridiplantae, Streptophyta, Magnoliopsida, Poales, Poaceae. Gene Ontology annotation, molecular function: protein binding. The record is from RefSeq and is a predicted model, not a curated record.
GGUGCUACUGGUAGUUCGAGGUGCUACUGGUAGUUGUGGCAAUAAACACUUUCGAUCUGGGAUGUGCCCUUCUAUCACAAUAUAUCACAAGCUGAGGAGUGGGAACUGGGGAGAGACCUCGCCUCUUGGUUCGCUCGGAGAAGGAGAAGCGAACACCGUCGCCCGUCGGGGAGGAGAGGACAUAACCCUGCUCGGAGAAGUGAGCACCAUUGAGGAGGUGGAGGAGCACUCAGGUCUUCUGUCGGCCUACAUGUGAAACGCUCCGGCUCGGCCAACCAGUUCGAAGCAAUGUCCGACAGGGCUGAUGACGAGGGGAACACGGAUAUGGUAGUGGCUGGCGGCGAGGACCCCAUCGUCGCCCUCCCGGACGACGUCCGAAGGUACCUCAUGUCGUUCUUGCCUUCCCGGGAUGCUGUGCGGACCUGCGUCCUCGCCAAGAGCUGGCGCACGUUCUGGAAGUCCGUGCCCGCCCUGCGCAUCAGCGACCCUGAGAGCUUCGAGGGUGCGCAUGGCUUGAGCACGUUUGUGGACGAGCUGAUUCGCCUCCGCGACCCAGUGCCUCUGAAUGUCUGUGACAUCAGUUCUGCUGUUCACUACGAUCCCGAUCCUAGCUGCGACUUCGAUCGGAGGGACGGCGAAUUCCGGCGCAUGGAACCGUGGCUCAAGCACGCUGUAUCCAAUCGAGUCCAAGUGCUACGAGUUCGUUUUGUUUGCUGGGUAACCAACAUGACUCUCGUCUCCUCACACUUGAAGAGGGUAGAGUUCUACGACGUAAAGUUUGAGGGACGCUGUCUGGAUUUUUCGAGCUGUCAGGUGCUAGAGGUGUUGGAGUUAAAUAACUGUCAGAUCUUCGCGAAUAUCUCAUCCAAAUCAUUACGACAUCUAAAGAUUGAUGGCUCAGUUUUGCGCGGCUUUUAUGCGCGCAUACGCAUUUUUGCCCCAAAUCUUACUAGUUUUCAACUAGUUGCAUUCAGCGGUUUGGCUCCUUUCCUUGAGAGCAUGCCAUCACUGGUAACCGCAUCCGUUAAGCUUGGAGGAGCAUACAUAGGAGAGUGCAUGGACUGUUGUAGCUGUGGUAAUCGAUCAUGUGAGGGAUGCACUGUUCAAACUGGAAACAAUGACAGUUCUGUGGUUCUCAAAAGCUUGUCAGGUGCUAUGAAUUUGGAGUUGACAACAGAAGAUAACAUGAUUGUUUACAGAAAUUAUUUGAAAUGCUACCCGUUUUUUGGCAAGCUAAAAACGCUCCUGCUCAAUCAGUGGUGUAUGGUUGAUAACUUCACUGUACUGGUUUACUUUCUUCACCACUCACCAAUUCUAGAGGUGCUUACGCUGCAGCUUCAUUUUGAAACUCGGGAGGAACAGCUUGUCACCGAAACAGAUGAAAGCUACAAUUCAAGUGUACCAUCAAUUAUAUCAAAUCAUCUCAAGGUAGUCAAAAUCAUAUGUGACACAAAGGAAGAUGCAAGGCUUCACCAUAUUUUAACGAUCCUCUGUACUCAUGGAGUACCUUCUGAGCAAAUUGACAUCCAGUAAACUCGGUUUGCCUGUUUUCGUUUCGAGCUGGACGCGUUCAGUUGAGCUGGUCUACCUUGUCCCUGGUUAUUCGAACUUUUAUGUCUCUGGAUGUAGUACCAUCCAGUGUGCCUAUUCAUAUGAACUCGUAUGUAUCUUGCUGCGUGGCUUGUUGCCUGGAUGCAGUUGAAGUGUCUCUGUAGUCUGCUAGUGCACUUUUGGUUCGUCUGAACCUGUCUACUGUUGUUUCAGAUUGUGCUACUACGUACCGUUUUAUUGUCUGGACCUCUUUCUUAGCUUCCAUGUGGACUUAUAAUCAAGUCUUAGUUAUACUUGGAUGAUGUGUGAGUUUGUCUA